UAAUGCGAAUUCAUGGAAUACGGGUAAACCGUGGGUUGUUGGUAUAAUGCGUUUCAACUACCUGUGUACAAAAACCCAAAAUAUCCUAGUGUUAAUUCCUUCACUGCAUACGACAUACCUGUGUAGCAUUCUCUCAACUUCCUUGCGCCUGCGUCAGAAGUGGUUUGUAAGCAAACCCUAGAGAUGGCACAGGAAGAAGUAGCCAAUGUGAGAGUGGAUCCACUGGGGGAUGAUGAUGGGGAGGAGUUAGCAGCGCAAUACAGGACGGAGGCACGGAUAGUGGGGGCGGAAGUGGGUGAGACGGUGGGAGAAUCGCAGGUUUCGGCCCUGAUAUUGGCCCCAAAGCCGCUAAGCCAGGUGGAGCCAGAGCAGUGGCACACUAAGGCGGACAAAUCCACACUCACGGUAGCGGAUUUGGAGGUGAUUAGGGAGCGGUACCAGAUUCCGGCGGAGGUAGAUUUACUGCUGCCAACAUCAGGGGAGAGGCCGUCUACUGCGAGGCCAGGGGAGUUUUCCCUGUACGAGGAGGCGCUAAAAGGGGGGCUGAGGUUGCCACUGCCUCAAGUGGUGGUUGACGUGCUGAAUCGCCUGGAGGUAGCGCCGGGGCAAUUGAUGCCCA
Camellia sinensis is the source of this 619-nucleotide messenger RNA. Lineage: Eukaryota; Viridiplantae; Streptophyta; Magnoliopsida; Ericales; Theaceae. The record is from RefSeq and is a predicted model, not a curated record.